AUAGAGAUGGAAUCUCAUUAUGUUGCCCAGGCCAGUCUCUAACUCCUGGCCUCAAGUGAUCCUCCCACCUCGGCCUCCCAAAGUGCCGGGGUUACACGUGUGAGCCAUGGUGUCCAGCUAAUUUUUUUUCCUUACUGCCUGUAUGAUUGCAGAAUUUUUUGUUUUGUUUUGCUAGAAGAGGAAAAUGGUGCUGUGAGUGUCUAUAAUGUCUGGGACAAUUGUUGUAACUUAUCUAGUUUACACUUGGCUUUUCUUUAAGUAAAUUAUACAUCCCUGAAAUCUUUUCUAGAGCCAAGUGAAGUGAAUGGCUAACCAUCAGAAAGCUAAUUUUCUAACUGGAAAAUGGGAACCUCACUGAGUUGAUGAUGGGCUCACUACUGUGGAAAUGCCACCCUGGAAUGCACAGUGGAGAAUGAAAAAGCCAGUAACCCUGAUGGCCAUCGUUACCGGAUGGCCAGGGUAUGCCAGGCGGCAAAGGUGGAUUUGCUCCCUGAAUGAUCCAUCCAGCCGAAUCUUGGAGUCAUUCCACAUUUGCCACAAGAGGCAGUGUUAGAUCAGUGAUCCUCCAAGUGGGGUCCCCAAAGCAGCAGCGCCAGGGUCUCCUGGGAACUUGUCGGAAAUGCACGUCCUCACACCCUCUGAUCACAGAGGAGUCAGAACUGCUGGGGCCUGGGCUGGGCCGGGCCAACAGUGUCGUCUGCACGGCCCUCCAGGGGCUUCUGGUGCUCCUGCAGGUGUGAGAACGAAUGUCAGACGCUGGAGGCCACAGACAGAAUUCCAGUUACGCGGCAGGCGUUGGAGCCCGUGGGCAUCGCCAUCCUGCCUUACACUGCCGGCCUCUUCUGCGCCCCCUCGAGGACUGUGCCCCCACCUGUUGUGUCUGCCUGGACCCCUCCUGGCAUGCACCUUCCUAGUCCCUAUUCAGUGUCACCCCCUGAAGCCUGCCCUCAACCCCAGGACAGUGCAGCCCCAUCCACAUUCUCUUUACCUCUUGCCCUGGACCCACACAGGCUCCGUGACAUCUGCUCCUGGCACAGCCCCACAGUUGCAGUGCAUGGGCUGGAGCUGCCGCCAUGAGGUUCUCCUUCAAACACCCAGUUCCAGCAUUCUUCAGGAAGCUUCCCAUGCCAUCCUGUCAUGUCUUGCACCCAGCACCAAGGGCGAGGCCCGGCAGAGCAGAGCUGCAGGGGCUCAGCUGUGUGCACCACAGUUCUUGAGACUCCCGCCUGUGUGUCCUUCCCAGUCUGCUCCACAGGCCCAGGCCCAGAGGUCGUCCCUGCGUUCCCAUGGCUUCAGGCACAUAUGUGCAGACAUGACGCCAAGAACGCCGGCUUUGCCACCAAGGACAGAAGACAGUCUGCCCCACCCGGGGUCACCUGCAGGUCCUGCUCUGACCAGGGUCCAGGCCGAUUCCAGGGAUGCAACAGCACCCAGAAUGUCCUGCCUUGUGUGGCACAUGGGACCGGGGACUCGGGCCCCAGGGCUCCCAACCCUGGCUGUGGAGAGAGGGUGGCUCCGCUGCUGGUCGAGGGCACUGUGUGGGCAGACAGCGUGCCAGUGGCCACAGGAUGUCCUGACAGCAGAGGCACUAAACACUCCAGGAGCGCCUGAGCCCCAAACUCUGGUUCAUCCCUUGCAAGUGAGGGAGACCCAGUAACAGCCAGACUCCAUCAGUUCAGAGGCAGGGGCUAGAGACGGAUUUAAUUCAACUUAAAAAUACAAGAAUGGACCUUGUCUGCAGUCCUGAGGGAGUGGACAGGUGCGUGCAUGCUCCGAUGGUGGGAUCCAGACCCCCUCAUCUCCUGCUUUGGAGGUGCCACCAGGCCUCAUCCCGAGCCUCUUACAGGCAGGCCCCGAGGUCCUUUCACCUUUCUCUUCUCUCCAGUGCUUGGUGCAUUUUCAAACUCAGUACCUUUCUUUUGAAUAAAUGAGCAAGAAUAAACCUGGUGCUGCUUGCCAAGCUCCUCUCCCUGGGUGGGGAACUAAAGCAAAACCAUGCUGGAUGGGGUCCCAAACACCCUAAGAAGGGCGAGCUUCUGUCGCUCUCCAGCAGUGCACCGAGGACUGGAGGGAGGGCCCGUCGCUCUCCAGCAGCACACGGAGGACUGGAGGGAGGGCCCGUCACUCUCCAGCAGGAGCACGAGGAGUGGAGGGAGGGCCCGUCGCGCUCCAGCACAUGCACCAAGGAGUGGAGGGAGGGCCCCUUGCUCUCCAGCAGAAGCACCAAGGAUUGGAAGUAAGGCCUGUCGCUCUCCAGCACGCCCCCCGCCCCCACAGUGGAGGGAGGGCCCAUCGCUCUCCAGCAUGAGCACCGAGAGACGGAGGAAGGGUCAGCCAUUUGUCGAGCUCUGCGUGUGAAAAGCUGUGACUUCAUUUCUUAUCAGUUAUUACUGUCACCAUCACACAGGAUGAAAUUGGCCUCACCCGCUCAGGAGCAAUGCUCCCCUCUCCCUGUCCUGCUCCGGGGUUGUUGAGGAAAAAGCCGGACUAACCCAUUCCACACCUUAGCAUCAGUUGCAUAAAUGCUAUCUCAGCAUGUUCUAGAACACAGUACUGUUUAAACAACGUUCUGGGUGUAGCCAAGUUUAUAACUUGCAGACUCCAUGGCCGUUAAACAUGGGGGGCACCUGCCUGCGUUGGAGCAGCCGUCGGAGCCGCGCAGAGCCUGCAACACUCACACAUGACUUCCGCCCACCAGGCCAGGUCCCUCCACUCCUCUAAAUCCUUCCAGUUCUUCUUGGGCCACUUAAACGCCACUGUCUCCAAGAAGUCCUGUCGGAUGACCCUCACAGGAAGUGACAAACCAUAUUCUGAAUCCCUCUCCCCACCCAGCAAGGCCCUAGCCCGCGAGCAUAGGGUUUCCGUUCUAGAACAGUGUUCUGUGAAGGGCCAGACGCGAUAUUUGAGGCCUCAUGGGCCACAUGCUGUCCCUGUUGCAUAUCCUUUUUUUUGUUUGGUUUGGUAAACUGCUUAAGCUGGCAGGACAACAGAACCCGCACAUUCUCCACGCAGCCCAGCGCCCUUGGCCAUGCAGGGCUCUGCCUUCUGCCAGCUCUGGAGGCCCGGGGGCUGGCAUGGGCCUCCCGUCCUGAGCCCCCCAUGUACAUUGCACCCAUACUGGGAAUGCCCCCGGGAUCUGCUGCGAGACCCCCAAGGACCAGCUUCUGCAGUCCUGGAAGGGCUCUCCUGACCCCCAAGUCUGCCAUCUUCUGACGGUGGCAGGUGGGCACAGUCACUGGCUGAGCGACCGAGGGUCACUGAGAUUACUAGGCCGGCGCUGCACCCAACUGAAAUGAACUCACAUGGUCCUCACAACUCCUAGCAGCAGAUGCUGUCAGCCUCACAUCUUACAAGAAAGGAACCAUCUCCAGAAGACACUGAGCAACAUCCUGAGGGUCACAGGGACAGUGCAGAGCCAGGACCAGCCCGGCCCAUGGUCCCCCAGUGUGCACCGCCUGGCCCGGCAUUGUGUGCUCAGCCACGAGGACCAGGAAGAGUCCUGCCCACAGCCCAAGUGUCUACACUGCACUGCCAUCCAGGCUGUGAGCCGCCGCUGAGCAUGGGGAAUGUGGCUGCUGCAGAGACGUUAUGAAACACUUCUAAAAGAAUGUAAAAGAUCUCAUUAAUAAUUUUGAGUACCUGUUAAAAUGAUAGUAAUUUUGGAUAUGGUAGAUUAAAUAAAACAUAUUAUUAAAAUUAA
This is a messenger RNA of Nomascus leucogenys (northern white-cheeked gibbon), 3700 nucleotides long. RefSeq lists its product as uncharacterized. Lineage: Eukaryota; Metazoa; Chordata; Mammalia; Primates; Hylobatidae. The record is from RefSeq and is a predicted model, not a curated record. Bases 620 to 1657 code for a protein of 345 amino acids. The transcript has a single exon.